AUUGUUAUGUUAGCAUUUUCGGAAUUUGAAUUUAUCGUAAAAUAUUUUUUCAUUGUACUAUCAGCGCUCAUACUCAUUGGUCUCAUCAACGGGCUCAUGUUGUUACCAGUACUCUUAUCACUUAUUGGGCCACCAUGUGAGAUUCGUCCAUUUGAUGGAAAAUCGUACUUACCCGUUCCGCCACCGUUGAAUCGAAAACGUCAAUGCUCAGGGAAUAUGAACGAUGAUGAUGAUCCGUUAAGGAUACGAGUGGGUGGCGCAUUUGUUGAAAUGCAGGUGAACGGUGGUACGAAGCCAUCCAAGAAGAAUAUUCAUAUAUUUCACGAUUCUUUAUCCACAAUAACCGAGGAAUCUUCCGAGGUUCGCCUGUCACUUUUCCCUCCAACAUUGCAAUUAUGA
Messenger RNA from Gongylonema pulchrum, 399 nucleotides. The record is from the annotation of a GenBank genome assembly. NCBI's taxonomy places the organism in Eukaryota, Metazoa, Nematoda, Chromadorea, Rhabditida, Gongylonematidae.